Molecule: messenger RNA, 1725 nt
Organism: Trypanosoma theileri
Lineage: Eukaryota; Euglenozoa; Kinetoplastea; Trypanosomatida; Trypanosomatidae
Product: zinc finger protein
Exons: 1
Coding region: 1-1725 (574 amino acids)
Molecular function (GO): zinc ion binding
Source: RefSeq, a predicted model, not a curated record
AUGACGGCUGCUCUUGGGUUGAAUAAUAAGGAGCAGUCACACAUCAUUACAUGUGGGUUAUGUUUUAACGUUCUUAAAGACCCAUUAACGUUUGAUUGUCAACACAGUUACUGUGCAGCGUGUGUGCGUUCCAAAAUAGAGUCCCAACACUGUGAAGGUUUUGCAUGUCCUCUUUGUAAUGUGGUAUAUGCAAACGUCACUCUACGUAAUCUGGAUAAAUUUGCAGAUGGAGAAUUAUCUAGUCAAGUGGAAUUAAUGGCAGGAGGAGCAGAUGCUAAACUUAUUUGUCAAUGGUGUGAAGAAGCUCCUGCGGUAAUACAAUGUAAUGAAUGUAUGUAUGUUUAUUGUGUGGAAUGUAAUACGGCUGUUCAUAAGAGUGCUGCCAAGCGUGGACAUAUGACCGGUAAAAUUGCUGAUCCUCAUGCGCUGAAAGGAAUACAAAAGAAGUGUAGUGUCCGUGGUCAUGAGGAGUACCGAGCAGAAUUUUACUGUACAGUGUGUGAAGAAAUAUGUUGUGCCUAUUGUUUACAGGUUGGACCACAUAAAAAUCAUGAAAAUAUAGGUAUAGCCCGUGCCGCCUCAGAAAUUAGACAAAAAAUGUCAAGAGAUAUGGUUGUAUUUACACAAACGAAAGCUCGAAUGGAGACUCAGGCUAGUGAACUUAAUCGUGUAACGGCACAAUAUUUUAACUCUUAUGAUAGUGUUGAAAAUAUCAUUACCGAACGAUUUAAUCACUUUAGACAACAACUUAUGCAACGUGAAGUAGAAUUACGUAAAACACUUGCAACUUUACGGGAUUCUGGAGAUGCUUCUCUUACAUCGUCUAGAAAAUUAUUUUUAAUGAAACUUAAUGCCUUAAAUGAAGCUAUGCUUCGUUUUCAACACAUGCAACAUGGAGGAUCAGAUCAUGAAGUACUUGAAAGUCGAUCUCUUGUGUAUAAUUAUCUCAAGAAUGAAAUUCCUUCUAUUGUAGGAAGUGGAUUUAAAAUAUCUGACCUUGGUGAUAUAACCAUCAGUGGUCUUGAUAUUAUGUUAGAUUUACAAGCUGUACAUCCUUCAGGUAGUCAAAGUAGUGAUGCUCCAUAUGCGUUAACACUUAACGGUCCACCUUCUGGUGGAUUAUCCACACGACAUCCGAGUGAAGCCAUGAAUGAAGGAAGACGUCCCAGUGUUGGUGGUAAUGGUGUACCCCAACAAAUCCCACAACAUCCAUUACAUCCAGAUACACCUCUUCGACUUUCAUUUCCGGUAGAUGAUGAUGUGGAAGCUACAGUUAAAAGUGAUGGUGUCUUACUGCGAUGUGUGGCUAGAGGUGGACAGACUCAAAUUGGUGUACGAAGUAAAGAAACAAUGGAAAAUGUCGCCUGUUUAUUCCCUGAGGAUGGUGGAUUUGUUACUUGGAGAGUUCGUCUGGAAUCUAUUUCCGAAUCUUUUUUGGGAGUUGUAGAGAAAACUGACGCUGGAAGUGUUCCAGAUGGAUUUUACUGGAGGCCAACAAGAAGUGGUGUGUUUGAUGGACGUAUUGGACGACUCAGUCCACUUAUUAAUCAACUUCCUGUAUGUCGCAAUGGUGAUGUGAUAUGUUUCACGUAUGAUAUACAGAAGGGAACAUUACGUGUUUCUGUAAAUGGAAAUGAUCAUAGUGUAGUCCUCAGUGACGUUCAUCCACGUAUUGCCGCAUGCUUUAUAUUUUAUCCUGGUGAAGCCUUAACAGUUCUUUUCUAA